UUCCGCCGUGAACGGUUGUGCCUUGUGAGUCACAAGACAACCAUUCACAAGUUGAAACUACCUUCCGAUUUUAUUAUUAUUAUUUCUUUUUUUUUAUAAAGGUGAUAAAGCGAUUGAUUGAAGUGAUUUUGAUUUAUAUCUUAAAAAUAGUGAAAUGAGUAAGAAACUACUAAAAAUGAACAAAAAGCAAGAAAAACUAGCUCAAAAAAGAGAACAUAAGAAGCGAACUGACACUGAUGAUAAAGAAAUUGGCAAUACUGAAGACGUGCCAAAGAAAAAGAAACCUAAAUACAAAAAGAAAAUACGUAAAGAUACAGCUGGCACUGAAAAAGUAGUUAAAAAGGUAAAACAGAGAUUAUUGGGUGAUCUUCCGGAGUCUACAUCGGAAUUAACUCCUGAAGAUAUGCUGACUUGGGCAGAGUUUAACUUGCAGGAGCCUAUCAUAAAAGCUUUGACGGAACUGGGGUUCAGACAGCCGACUAAAAUACAAGAGUUGACGCUACCAGCUGCUAUUCAUGGGCGUAGAGACAUCCUUGGCGCAGCAGAAACAGGCAGCGGCAAAACCCUAGCCUUUGGCCUGCCAAUUUUAUGCGGUAUCCUAAAACUAAAAGAGAAGGUUGAGCUAAAAGAUGUCUAUGAAAUAUUAGAAGAAUAUGAUGUUCCUGUAAGAAAAAGGGAUAAUUAUAUACAUUUGUCUGAUUUGUUGGACUCUGAUAAUCUGGCUGACAAUAGUGAUGAUGAAGGGGCUGAUGAUGAAGAGGAAAGUGAAGUUGACGAUGACGAAGAUGAGGAUGAGGAAAGUGGUGAUGAAUUAGGUGCAGAUGAUGAUGACGAUGUUGAAAGUGGGGAUGAUGAAAUCAACGGUGAUGGAAGCGGGGAUGAUGAAGAUUUAGAGGAAGAAGAAAAUUAUGAUGGUGAUGAAGUCAAUGAGGAUGAACAAG
Messenger RNA from Spodoptera litura, 941 nucleotides. RefSeq lists its product as uncharacterized. Gene Ontology annotation, biological process: response to cold. Gene Ontology annotation, molecular function: RNA strand annealing activity; RNA helicase activity; ATP binding. NCBI's taxonomy places the organism in Eukaryota, Metazoa, Arthropoda, Insecta, Lepidoptera, Noctuidae. The record is from RefSeq and is a predicted model, not a curated record. Gene Ontology annotation, cellular component: ribosome; cytosol.